Molecule: messenger RNA, 966 nt
Organism: Salvia hispanica
Lineage: Eukaryota; Viridiplantae; Streptophyta; Magnoliopsida; Lamiales; Lamiaceae
Product: E3 ubiquitin-protein ligase ATL41-like
Source: RefSeq, a predicted model, not a curated record
AUUUAUAAUUAUAAUUAUUUGUUUCUGUUGGUUUGUCACUUAUUUGGACCUUCUUCUUGCUGUUUCUUAAUAAGUGUAAUGUCUCCUCAUUGGCUCCCACAAAAAAUUCAAUCUUUUUCUUCACCCGUUUCUUGAAAAUUCUUGAUGUGGGCUUUACUGCCCUGUUUUGAGCUGAUUUUCAUUUUUUUGGGGGGAUGACUUAUUCUCACCUAAUAGUUGACUUUCAGAUGGGCUACCUGAAAAAAGCAAUCUUGAUCUAAGAUUCUUGUCUUGAGAGAGUGGGGAUUGAAGAAAAUAGGAGUGGUGUUAUGUUGGGGUCUGGGAUGAAUCUGAUCACCACAAUUAUUGGGUUUGGAAUGAGUGCAACUUUCAUUGUUUUUGUGUGCACUCGGCUGAUUUGUGGGCGGCUCCGCCGCUUGGAGGCCCAGCAAAUGUUGGAUAUUGAUUCAAGAAUCGAUCUUGAGCUGCCAGAGCAUCGGAUUAAUGGCCUCGAACCAGUAAUGGUUGCAGCAAUCCCGACAAUGAAGUUCAAUCGCGAAGCAUUCAGCUCGAUGGAGAAUACACAAUGCAGCAUUUGUUUGUCUGAGUAUCAAGAGAAAGAGGUGUUGAGAAUUAUGCCAAAAUGUGGGCAUAGUUUCCAUCUAUGCUGCAUUGAUGUUUGGCUAAGGAAGCAGUCCACCUGCCCCGUGUGCCGUCUCUCAGUGCAGGAGUCGAUGGAGGCGCCUCCUCCGACCACGCCACAGUCCUCGGAGAUCUCAGCCGAGUAUUCGCAGCAGUGGCUGCUCCCCUAUGCAGCAACCUCUAGAUCAACAUAGAAACUACUUUGCUUCACUACCUUCUUUUUUUUGGUUUCCCCUUUUUGAUUCUGAAAAAUUUGAAUUUACAGAAUGUAGAAGGGAUUGAUUGUAGAUAUGUUACAUGAUGGUGAGAUUCAUUGAUUUAUGGAAAUAUGUUAAUAUUACAUUA